AUUGUUUUGGAGCGGACAUAGGAAUAUUGCUGCAAUAUUGCAGCAAUAUUUUCUGCAAUAUUCCAAUCUUGCAAAAUAAUAUUUCUGCAACGUUGCAGCAAUAUUUCAUGCUGUAGGGGAUUCUAUACACACUGUAUGUCCAAGAUUUGGAUAGAUAUUGCCAAAAGGAAAUUAAUAUUUUACAAUAUGCCGACGAUGUCUGUCUCUACUCCUCCCAAUUCUCGGAGAACGGAGGAAUCAGGGCCCUUGAGGCUUCAGUCAAAAGAAUUAAUAUAUUCCUGUCACAUAUUGGACUAUCCCUUUCUCCACAAAAAACGCAAUUUUGCGUUUUUAAGAAAACCCGUAUUAAAAGCUUCUCGAUGGAGGUUUCAGGCUUAGUCCUGUCUACGACAAAAGUAACCUUUUUAGGUCUAACAUUCCAAGCUAAUUUAAAAUGGAAUGCCCAUGUCCUGAAAAUAGAGAAAAAGUGCCUAAACUCUAUAAAAACUAUUAAUUAAAUGUAUGGACCGAAAAUAGUGGGGAUCCGACCCAAAUAUUCUUAAAAGAAUUUAUCGUGCCCUAAUCAGAUCUCGCAUUGAAUACGGGGGUUUUCUGUUACACAACAUCUCUCAAGAUCUCUCGAAUAGAUUAGAUAAGCUCCAAAUGAGAGCUUUAAGAAUUGUAAUGGGAUAUAGAAACUCUACUCCACUUAAUGUAAUUCUUACGGAAGCACGCGAGCCCUCUCUUUACUACAGAAUAAAAUAUCUGGGUCUUAACUAUAUUACACGAAUGAACACUUCUUAUAACCAUCAGCUGAAACACACAAUUAGAAAAUUGAAUGAAACUCCACACCAACAGGUGUGGUCACCAGUUAGAACUCCACUCCUAACAGCAUAUAAGGAGUUUUCCAAGUAUGUUGAAUGAUUCCCAAGUAGAUCUACCCCCACAUGCUAUCCUUCCAAUUACGAAGCAAUUUUCUUCCUCCCUGAGGUGGAUGAAGUCAGUGGCUAUGAGAUCGCUCAAUCUAAAAACUGCACAAAUACAUUUUUAAAAAUAUUUCAAUCUGAAUUAAAAUUUACACAAUGUAUUUACACAGACGGGGCGACAUCGGAGAACGCUGUUUCAUCCGGCUUCGCAGUUAUAUCGGGAUCAGGAGAAGUAUUGGGUGUAUAUAGAACCGCGGGAUUUGUCUCAUCCUUUUGUGUCGAGGCCAUGGCUAUUCUGGAAUCUUUAAGAAUCAUUCGGAGUAAGAAAUGGAAAGCUGCUACAAUUUUUUCGGACUCGAAAUUAACUAUUUCAGCUAUUAAAGCUGAAUUCAAACCAAAUCAUAGCUCACACAUCAUCUUGGACAUAAAGGAUAAUCUUUGGAACCUAAAACAAGAGGGCUUCUCUGUGAAACUCGUGUGGAUUCCGAGUCACAAAGGUAUCCCGGGAAAUGAAAGAGCUGAUAUCGCUGCCAAGCAAGCCAGGGCAAAGGUCAAACAACGACAUCCCGAUAAGAGAGGCUAAGAACUUGUGGAAAAAAGUUACUCGACAGGAGUCAGAAAAAUGGUGUCGAAAAGAAAGUCAGUUUCGAAGAUCAUAUUAUUUUACAAAUUUUGAGACCGCGAGCAACCAUUCGUGGUUUGACACAUAUAAUCUCAGGAGAAGAAUUAUCACGUCUAUAAAUAGAUUAAGACGUGGACAUACUUUUCUGCAUGCCAGUCUUUUCCGCUUCCUCAUAGUAGACCUGCCUGACUGUCCUUAUUGUGGGGAGGACGAAACUCCGGAACAUGUCUUUUGGUCGUGCUUUAAAUACUCUGAACAGAGACUCACCCUUUUAAAUGAUUUAUCAAAGGUCUUGGGUUUCGGACUAUAUUCGCUUGAGUAUCUGUUGUCUCUUCCUUCAUCAGAAAUCUUAUACGCUUUAGAAAAAUUUAUAGGCUCCAUUCCAACUUGUUUAUGAAGCCCAUUGAGCUCUGCUUUUAUUUAAACCAACAAAAAAAAAGAGAGAGAGGAAAAAAUUAAAAAAAAAAACUAAUUAAUAAUUAAAGAUAGGUUUUUAUUUCAUAACUAUAGGUAAUUAUCUUUGUAAAUCUCCAUUGUAUCAUAAUGUACAAACUUGUUAGAAAUCUUAUUUUUAAGUCUUAGUUGUUUAAGCUAUAUAAAGUUUAAUUUCAAGAUUCGUCUAUUCUGUUAGCAGAUAAGAAUUAGACAUCUAAAAACUUUAAGUCUAGCUUAAAUGAUAGUGAGAUGUAAUCAAAGAAAAUUCCAUUUUAUUGUUUGUCUUAGAGGCUUCUUUAUUUAAAUUUCCCGCGGAAGUUGCCGACAUGGUCGACAAAUACACAAACGCCACUCAUCGGCGUCACCUAGAAUUAGUUCACUCUAUACAUAUGGGUGUUUACUGUAACGUCCCAGCGUCCGGAAAAUUUUGUCCAAAAGUUUUCUCGCGAAACUUGUCCAGAUGCAUGCGCGCUGAGUUACCUUACUCAGUAAUACGUUUCUAUGGCUCAUUCUUACUUUCGUUUAAGUCGUCAUUAUAUAAUAAUAAGUCAAAUAUUAAGCACUUAAUCGUACUUUAAAAUUACGUACAUAUAUAUAUAAAAAUCAUAUAUUACAUAUAUGUAUACUUUAAGUUAUCUAGCAUUAUUUUAACUCUCUUAUCGGUACGAACGCAUAGGCAAUCGGAUCGUUUAAACUUCUAAAUUCUUACUCUCGUAUUGCUUAUGGGUUCGUCGAGGAUUAAUUAACUGUAAGAUAAAUAAGAACCGGAUAUUUGUAAAGGCCCUUGCACGUGCACUGUCGGAUGAUUAAAGAAAUGAUAUCUCGUCAACUGAAUCCUCAAAGAUUCAAACGGAACGGUUCUAAAACAAAUCUGCUAUUAUCAACACGACGGCGACAGGAUGUCGCGCCUAAAGAAAUACAAUACGAAAUUAAUCCGCGUAAUAUCCGGACUGCGUGUCGGAAGAUCAGGUGAACCAUAGCUAGGCAUUUAACAUAAACAGUUCGUAAGAUAUAUCCAUUUCACGUUGGCGACGAGAUGUCGCGCCCAAGAAAUAAUUAAGAUUGAUAAACCGGCGAGAUAUUUGGUAGUGAAAGCGAUCCUAGCCGAAAAAUAUCCCGGAUCAAAUGAUCGACGAAAUCCUAGAUGAGAUAUCUCCGAUAAACAUCCGCACACGUGCAAACGGUCUCACGCGCCUUAUCAGCGACCCCCGAAACUCGGUUCCCGCCAAGCCGCCGAAUCACUCCCACUCUUACCGACUCUUGCGCUUCGCGCGUGUUCCCUACUCCGGAGCGCUAGCGGCCGCUGAGCGCAGCGCCGAUUUUGCUCGAUCCCUUUGUCCGCGCCCUAUUUAAAUCCGCGCACAGACGCCGGAUCAUUCAUUCAUAUUCAUUCAUUCUCUCAUUAUUUUUCGACACUCGUUCAGUACUAAUUCAGCGAUUAAGUCAGUCAUUAGUUCUCGGUCACUCUUCAAUCUCCAAGUUAUCUGCAACCUCUCUCGUACAGCUUCGCGAUCAACUCAUUGUUAAUUAAGUUAACCAGUGCGUGCUCCGACAGACUGCUACCACCAACAUAUCUCUGCGACCAUCUUCAACUGUCAAACCACAUCAAUCAUUUAAUUAUUAGUGGACCAAACUAUUGCUUCAAACCAUAUUAUAACUCGUGAGUACUAAUUAAUUAUUGUUUACUAUCGCUCCCUAGAAUAUUUUCUGAAAUUGAACUGUGCCAUAUUAUAAAGAAUCCUUUCGAUAAGGAUUAAUUGUCGACUUCAUUUUCCAAAUAAUUAUAAACAACUCCUCUAGGUACAACCCUCUCCCCUCCCUUGUGCCGCGAUGAAUUCCACAACACCUAAAACCAUCAAGAAAAAUCGCCACCGCGCUGGGAAAAAGAAAAGAGCAAAAAUCCUCAAGGCUCAACAAAAAGCCCUAGAGCGGGCUUUCGAGGAGAUUGAGAAUUUCGUGGGCUACCCGCUGGAACACACCCCCCUUCCUCCUCCAGUCACAGACGCUCCGCCAGGAAGAGCAAUCUCUUCCUUUGAUCUGUUCCAAGAAGACACCGUCCCUUUGGAAAACUAUAACCAGUUAACGUCUAACGCGCCCGAAAUAAUCACGCUUAGCGAUUCCGAUCACGAUUCUCCGGAGUUGGAACCUUUAGAUCCAACUGCGGAAUACCAUAGCGAUGCAGUAGCGCAGAUUAUUAUAUUUCCGCCAGAGAAUUAAAUAAUACAUGUAAUAAUCCUAUACGUUGUUUUAUUAAUAAAUAUAUACAUAUAUAUAUAUAUCCAGAUUCAUUAAUCUUAACUACAUCAAGGUCAUACUAACCAAAUCCUACAAGGUUUUCCAUCGGCAACAAGCUCUCGCCAUACCCGGGUAGAGUUCGUGUAAGCGGGCUGCCCGAAAUUUGAAAGGAGAGCUCCCGCGUCGGUCAGGCGACCGAGGCGUCGCGACGCACACAUUGAGAAGAAAUAUCCCUAGACCCGGACGUUACAUUACGAUAAUGGCUAUCUGAGUA
Molecule: messenger RNA, 4471 nt
Organism: Monomorium pharaonis (pharaoh ant)
Lineage: Eukaryota; Metazoa; Arthropoda; Insecta; Hymenoptera; Formicidae
Exons: 2
Coding region: 3793-4179 (128 amino acids)
Source: RefSeq, a predicted model, not a curated record